This is a messenger RNA of Cuscuta campestris, 676 nucleotides long. The record is from the annotation of a GenBank genome assembly. Lineage: Eukaryota; Viridiplantae; Streptophyta; Magnoliopsida; Solanales; Convolvulaceae.
AAAAUAAUUUGAAACCUGCCACAAGGUCCUAAUUGUCCCAUCAGUAAGUUGUGUUCCGGUGGUCAGUUGAUCGGGAAACGCGAUACCGGGAUAGAGGAGACACAGUGCCGCCACGGUAGUCGUUGCCGUUUGAAGUCGAGAAGCGAUGGGGUUUUUGGUGACGACUCUUGUUUUUAUUGUGAUCGGAGUUAUUGCGUCUUUGUGCUCCAGAAUUUGUUGCAAUAGAGGGCCUUCCACUAAUCUGUUUCACCUGACGUUGAUUAUCACCGCAACAGUUUGCUGCUGGAUGAUGUGGGCAAUUGUGUAUCUUGCUCAGAUGAAUCCACUCAUUGUUCCCAUUUUAAGUGAAGGAGAGUGAACAUCAGCAUGUCAUGACUGCACAUUACAGAUGGAGAGCUUUGAAGGGUGAAGAAAUGAAGUGAGGGCUUCUUUGUUUUUAUUGUUAGUUGUUGUGAACUUGUGUUAUAUCAUUGUGUUUGAGAUGAAGGAAAGGAAGGGUUAUUAUUCUUUUGAGAAAAUUUAGUUGUAACUUGAUUGCUUCAUAUCACAAUAAAAGAUAAAUAUAAAUGAUAAAUUAGUGUAUCUGGUUACUUUAAAAACUUUUACGGCUCCGUCUAGUGAACGAAAGAGGUGUUUUUUUUAUUGUUAUUGACUCUAUUAAAUUGUGGCACUCUGU